Molecule: messenger RNA, 1027 nt
Organism: Cydia splendana
Lineage: Eukaryota; Metazoa; Arthropoda; Insecta; Lepidoptera; Tortricidae
Product: phospholipase A1 member A-like
Exons: 3
Coding region: 214-1026 (270 amino acids)
Biological process (GO): lipid catabolic process
Molecular function (GO): lipase activity
Source: RefSeq, a predicted model, not a curated record
UUUAAAGUAACUUAUGUUGUAGUAUUAAUCUUUAAAUCUGUAUUUGGGGUAGAAUAUUCUAGACCUGACGAAGGAUAUCCUACAGGUCUAUUUUCAGACUGCCCAGGAUCCUGGAAGCCAGCUGUCAUCAAGCCACAGACCCUGAAAAAGCUCUUCAUAUCAGUCAUAGGUGAAAAUCAUUCAGGAUAUACAGGACAUUACAAUUAUUAUGGGAUGGAUCAGUUAGCUAAGAGUCCCGACAUAGACUUUAGGAAGAAGACGUGGAUGUACGUUGGGGGAUACUUCGAAGCUAAUGCUUUUAAUACUGGGCGGAAUAUGGGAUAUGACUACAAGGCUAGGGGAUACAACGCGCUUUCCCUUGAUACGCUACAGUUCACGACGAUUUACUAUCCUCAAGCCGCACGCAUCGCACGCGCCGUUGGUAAGCAUGCAGCUGAAAUGCUAGUAAAGUUGACACGCUUUGGUCUUGACCCUAAAAAUCUCGAAAUCACCGGCAUGAGUCUCGGCGCGCAAACCAUGGGCUUCAUAGCCAAGAACUACCGGCAGAUGACCGGACAAAACAUAUCUUUGCUCACUGCGUUGGACGGAGCUGGUUCUUGCUACAGGAAUCUCGGAUCUGAUGAAAGAUUGGACAAAUCUGACGCUGAUUUCGUUGUGAGUGUCCUUACAACCAUGGAUAUAUCAAGCAUAUCUGUUCCAUACGCUCAUGUAACGUUCUAUGUUAACGGGGGAGCAUUUCAAGAAGGUUCCAUCGCAUGGCUUCCCUGUGAUGCUUUGUGUAGUCAUUCCAGGGCAUAUUUCGUCUGGUGGGCAGCUGUGGUAUAUCCUGAUGAUUUUAUAGCUGUGCGUUGUGAUACUGUGCAGCAAGCUAGAGACGGUGACUGUUACGAUUUGCAGCCAAUGGUGACGAACACUAUGGGUCCGUUGAUUGAUAGAAGAAAAACUGGGAUUUAUUAUUUACGUACAACGAACAAGUGGCCGUAUGCUUUGGGAAAGCGAGGUCUGAAGAAGUCUAAGAUGGCUUAAG